This is a messenger RNA of Myxocyprinus asiaticus (Chinese sucker), 3657 nucleotides long. RefSeq names its product MAU2 chromatid cohesion factor homolog. Gene Ontology annotation, molecular function: double-stranded DNA binding; protein binding. NCBI's taxonomy places the organism in Eukaryota, Metazoa, Chordata, Actinopteri, Cypriniformes, Catostomidae. Gene Ontology annotation, biological process: maintenance of mitotic sister chromatid cohesion; mitotic sister chromatid cohesion. The record is from RefSeq and is a predicted model, not a curated record. The transcript has 19 exons. Bases 23 to 1822 code for a protein of 599 amino acids. Gene Ontology annotation, cellular component: SMC loading complex; chromatin.
UUUUGGUGUUGUUGUUGUAGUGAUGGCGGCGGCAGGCGCAGAGGCCCCGGACUCCUGGUAUCUGGCGCUGCUCGGGUUCGCCGAACAUUUCCGUACCUCCAGCCCUCCCAAAAUCCGCCUGUGCGUUCAUUGUCUGCAAGCCGUGUUCCAGUUCAAGCCGCCGCAGAGAGUGGAAGCCCGGACGCAUCUGCAGCUGGGCUCGGUGCUCUACCACCACACGAAGAACAGCGAGUUGGCCCGCACACACCUCGAGAAAGCGUGGCUGAUCUCACAGCAAGUUGCACAGUUUGAAGAUGUUAAAUUUGAGGCUGCCAGUCUCCUCUCGGAGCUCUACUGUCAACAGAACUUGGUUGAUUCAGCGAAGCCGCUGUUACGGAAAGCCAUCCAGAUUUCACAGCAAACUCCAUACUGGCACUGCAGACUGCUGUUUCAACUCGCUCAACUUCACACACUAGAGAAGGAUCUGGUGUCAGCGUGUGAUCUGUUGGGUGUCGGAGCAGAAUAUGCCCGAGUGGUUGGAUCUGAAUAUACCAGAGCUCUCUUCCUGUUGAGUAAAGGCAUGUUGCUGUUGAUGGAGCGUAAGCUGCAGGAAGUUCAUCCACUCCUGACGCUGUGUGGACAGAUCGUAGAAACCUGGCAGGGAAACCCCAUCCAGAAAGAGUCGCUGCGUGUGUUCUUCCUCGUGCUGCAGGUCACGCAUUACCUGGACGCUGGACAGGUGAAGAGUGUAAAGCCGUGUUUGAAGCAGCUCCAGCAGUGUAUUCAAACCAUCUCAACACUCCAUGAUGACGAGAUUCUGCCCAGUAACUCAGCUGAUCUCUUCCACUGGCUGCCAAAAGAGCACAUGUGUGUGCUGGUCUACCUGGUGACUGUGAUGCACUCAAUGCAGGCCGGAUAUCUGGAGAAAGCUCAGAAAUACACAGAUAAAGCACUCAUGCAGCUGGAGAAACUAAAGAUGUUGGACUGUAGCCCGAUUCUGUCUUCAUUUCAAGUGAUUCUACUGGAGCACAUCAUCAUGUGUCGUUUGGUGACCGGACACAAAGCCACCGCGCUACAGGAGAUCUCUCAGGUGUGUCAGUUGUGUCAGCAGUCCCCACGGCUCUUCUCCAAUCACGCUGCUCAACUCCACACGCUGCUCGGUUUAUACUGUAUCUCUGUGAACUGUAUGGACAACGCUGAAGCUCAGUUUACUACAGCACUAAGGCUCACCACACAUCAGGAGUUGUGGACGUUUAUCGUGACUAAUCUGGCGAGUGUUUACAUCAGAGAGGGCAACAGACAUCAAGAGCUGUACAGUCUGUUAGAGCGGAUAAAUCCAGACCAAAACUUCCCUGUCAGUUCUCACUGUUUGCGGGCAGCGGCGUUCUACAUCCGUGGACUUCUGUCCUUCUUCCAGGGUCGAUACAACGAAGCCAAGCGUUUCCUCCGAGAGACACUGAAGAUGUCUAACGCAGAGGAUCUGAAUCGUUUGACGGCAUGCUCUCUGGUGCUGCUGGGACACAUAUUCUAUGUGCUGGGAAACCACAGAGAGAGCAACAACAUGGUGGUUCCAGCGAUGCAGUUGGCCAGUAAGAUCCCUGAUAUGUCAGUGCAGCUGUGGUCUUCUGCUCUACUGAAGGAUCUGAACAAAGCCUGCGGGAAUUCAAUGGACGCUCAUGAAGCUGCGCAGAUGCACCAGAACUUCUCACAGCAGCUGCUGCAGGAUCACAUCGCCGCCUGCAGUCUACCUGAACACAACCUCAUUAGUUGGACAGAUGGCCCUCCACCGGUGCAGAUUCAAGCUCAGAACGGACCAACAACCAGCCUGGCCAGCCUACUCUAAACACACACACACACACACACACACACACACACACACACACACACUGUACAUACAGGUCAGCCUCCUCACAGCUCUCGUUGUCUGUCACCUGCACAUUUUAUCUUGUAUUAUUCAGAUUUUUAACUUAUUUCAACUCAUUCAUGGUUUAGAGUCACCUGAUCUCCUUUAGGAUCAUAUUUAGGAUCGUUUGAGAAUUAAUUGAUUGAUUGGACAUCCACACUUGACCGGUUGGUGUGGUGCGAGCGCUCUCAUGUCUGGUGUGGAUGUUCAGAUGGUGGAACUAGUGAAGUCAUGCACUCAUCGUUAACUCUUUAAUGACGUCACACAGUCUGAGCUCAAAAGAGCGAUUUGCAUCUCGAUGGAUGGCGUGAUGUAUUGGGAACCAAGAUGGAGUAAUAAAAUGUCCAGUAGAGGAGACUGAUUUAGUUAUAAUAGUUACAUCUAGUUGAACUCUGUAUGUUCACAUGCUCAUGAGUGGAUGUUUAAACGAGCAGCUAAAAGCAUCAAACGAGAGAAACGCCAUGAAUAAUGGUGAUGACAUCAUUAGUUUAUUAGUAUGUGCGUUUGAAAGAACGUUGUCAUGCUGUUUUAGCAUCAUUAUUAUUAUUAUUAUUGUUGUUCGUUUAUUUUUGAACUAUAUUUGAGACUAAAAUACUCUGUGAUCUUUAUCUCUGCUGUCAGGUUCUGCUCUUCUGAGAAUCGUGGCGUGAAGCGGUUAAAUGAACAGAUGAAAGUGUCGUAUUCAUGACGAGUCUUUUUAUUAACUCUAAAUGUGUGUUGAUGCAAGAGGGAAUCUCAUGAAACCUGUCAAGAACACGUCUAGCUCAUAUUUCACCUCACAGUAGAAAGACUGAUAUUAUAUUUUGCUUAAAGAAAAUUAGGCUCGUUUUAGAACCAUUACUUCUUUUUUUUUGCAUCGUUUCAACCCAAAUUGUUAUUGCUGUAAUGCAAAAAAACAAGUGUUUCUACAUCAUGGUAGCAUUUUCUGUACUAUUUCUGUUUGUUUCAUUACAGUAAUGAGAAUGGAGGGAAAAUACGUUCCUAGAAUAGGCUUUGUUUUCUUUAUGCUAAAUCUGAUUUAGCUUUUUGAUUUUAGGGUGACAUAAGAGCUGGACAUGUUUUUGUGAGAUUCAGACACACAUGUAAAUGUCAUAGUUACACGUGUGUCAUUAUACAGGAGAAUACACACUAACAUAAACUCUGUGACGUCUGUUUCCUUCAUAAACAAACAAACAGUGGAGGAAGUGCGUUUGUCAUGUGACCAGCAGGCCGUGGUUUGAGAAAACACUGUAGAUAUAUAUGUGUGGAGUUGAUUGGAUCUUUGAUUUUCACUCAGUGAAACUGUCGUUUAGUUGGUCAGUGCAGGAUGAUAAAAUGAUCAUUUACAGAACUUUUCUAUUGUCGAAUAUUUUUAAAACCGUAUCUCAUUUUCUGCUCAACUCUUGAUUUUUGUACUUGCAUGUCUCGACACCGUCUCAUGUUUUACUCUGUGGGGAAAGUCAUUUCUUUUAAAGGUAUUUACCUCUUCUUUGUGUCUGUAGUUUUAACAAAUACAUUUAUUACAUUUUGUCAAGUUUGAAUAUUUAUAUACCACACUUAACAAUAUUAUAAUCUUUGUCAUUUUGAUUUGGAAUAGCAUUUGUUUGUAUAAAUGUCACGAAAGGCCGUUGUCUAUGUCGUUUAUGAUCACAUGUGCCACUGAUCGCAGGUUAACGGCUCGUUAUAUUCAGCCACUGUCUCUAAUAACUGUAUUUUUAAACUCUCAUAUUGUUUCUUUGUGUCUGCCUCAAAAUCUUCUGGAUUUUUUAAAUAAAAUUGGAGAACUGUAUGAUCAA